Messenger RNA from Scylla paramamosain (green mud crab), 956 nucleotides. Its product is annotated as cuticle protein 8-like. Lineage: Eukaryota; Metazoa; Arthropoda; Malacostraca; Decapoda; Portunidae. The coding region runs from base 517 to 903 and encodes 128 amino acids. The transcript has 3 exons. The record is from RefSeq and is a predicted model, not a curated record. Gene Ontology annotation, cellular component: extracellular matrix.
UUGAGAAGUUCGUCACUCAAUGAAGACACUCAUCGUGUAUUGCCGAAAUUCCUGAACAGAUUGCAGUGCAGUUCCCGGAAGCUGACCACACCUUGCAUUCAUCACAUCACUGCAGACUGGCGCAUGAAUUUACAGUCCUCGUUGAUCAAGAGCCUUACCAACACAGUAACAUACACAAGCAAAUAAAUCCAAUUACAAAGUUGUCGUUUUCGUAACCUCUGAAUUCACUGUGAUGCCCAAAUCAGCAAAAUCAAGGUAAUAAUCCGAUCUCGCAGCAGCAGAAAACAAGUAAACAUAAAAGUUUCCCUACAGUUGCAUUAAGCUUUAAAACCGUGACCUAUGAAACCAGGCAGCGGCAGGAGCAGUUCGACCAUUAUUUGCUCUGUUCAAAUACAUAGUCCUUCACUUGUGGGCGGCGUCUCUGUGAUGUCAGCGAGGCAGCAACACUCCACGGUGUUAUAAGGCGGCGCGUCCCUUCUCGGUCAUCACUCGUGAUCAGCUUCAGUCACAGUCGCCAUGGCUCUCAAGAUUGUCCUGCUCUCCGCCCUCGUGGCCGCCGCCCUCGCCCGCCCCGACACGCCCUACCGCCCACCCGCAUCUUCCUACCACGCCCCCGCCCCAGACGCGCCGCCCAGGUACGACUACAACUACGCCGUGGUGGACGACUACUCCGGCAACAACUACAAUGCCCAGGAGGCGCGCGACGGCUACGACACCCAGGGAUCCUACUACGUGCUGCUGCCCGACGGCCGCCGGCAGAGGGUCACCUACAACGUCAACGGCGACUCAGGCUUCCUGGCCGAGGUGACCUACGAGGGCGAAGCCCAGUAUGCUCCCCAGAGCUACGCCCCCGCCCCCGUCCCCUCCUACAGGCCAGCACCCACCCCGCUAGCCUACCAGUGAUCACCCUGCAGGACACACUGUACACAAUUAUUUAUUAAACCGUUCACGACCUG